CGCCAAUUCAAACCCAAAAAGUACUCUUUUAACUCACACCAAUUGGAACAUGCUUUCCUUUUCCCUGCCCAAAGUGCACAAGCAUAAGCAAUCAAUAAGCUCCCAUCUCAUCUUUCUUAUCUGCCUCUUCCUCUUUCCUUCUCUUCCUCCAAUUCUUUCUUCUCUUUGAUUCUCUCUUCCCUUUGCCUUUGCCAAAAUUCAAAACCCUAAAAACACACACACACUCUCUCUCUCUCACACACUCUUCCUCUCUCUGGUCUUAUUACUGCCAAAAUCUCCUAGGAAUAUACUAUAGGGUCUCAGUUCUUUUGCCUGACCAUGCCUUUAUUUUGUACAAAUUAAAAGCUGCAAAAGGCUCUUCUUUUCUUAUCAAAAGACCAGCAUUUUAGGGUUUUUUCUCAAAUUGCAAGACUGAACCAAUUUCUUUCUGCUUAGUUGUGAUUCCACCUGAAUGAUCUGAAAGUCUUUUUUUUUUUCGUUGCCAAACAGUCUGGUAUUCUUGAACAAUGUCUGAUGAUAUGUUGAUACAUUUCUCCUCCAACUCUUCCAAUCAGUCAGACCAGUCGUUGCCCACCAAGAUUGCCAAACUCGAAGCUCGCAUGGUGGGUAAGACCUCUUCUGUCUCCUCCACCCCUGCCCAACCACAGCAACUGCAGCAGCAAGCCACCUGGACCUCUGUCUCUUCUGCAGUGAAAUUUGGGCCCGCCGAGGACUUGACUGAGCAUAUAACUUCCAGUGAUUCUGAUGAUGACAAUGGAGGAGAGUUUCUUAUACAGGCGAACACUCAGAAGCGCCAAAGAAUACAAGAAGAUAAUAAUUCAUCAGUUUUUGAACAUCUUGAGAUGACACAGGCAGUAGCUGAUGGAAGGCAAAAGACUGGGGAACCUGUGGACACAAAAACCAGUGCUGAUGCAAAUAGGAGAAAACAAGGGCGUGGUAGAGGGCAUUCUGUUUCAGGUAGAGGUCGUGGUUCCAGGGGCAAUGAUCAGAUGAGAUCACAAAUUUCUUCUUCAGCAGCAUCAGCUUCAAAUGGUCAGCUUGAGAACUCAUGCCACAAGGAUAAUAGGCAUAAAGACAACUUACGCAAUGAUGAUCGCACUUCAGCAGAGGAGGAGGUUGCUUCUCUGUGUGCAAAAGUUGCAGCUCUAGAGGAGGAGCUUUGUAAAUCUCGUCAAGAGGCCUCUGAUAAACAUAAUCUCUGUCACCAAUUAGAGAAGGAACUGAAGGAACUAAAAGAUUAUGAACAGCAAAUGAAGCCAAAGAGAACGAAAAUGAUAUCUGAUCUGCUGAUAUCUGUCUCAAAAGCAGAAAGACAAGAAGCUAGGAUGAAGGUUCGACAGGAUUCUUUAAGACUUGGCAAUGUGGGUGUGAUCAGAGCUGGAACUGUCAUAUCUGAGACGUGGGAGGAUGGGCAAGUGCUGAAAGAUCUAAAUACUCAUCUGAGACAUUUACUAGAAACAAAGGAGGCAAUUGAGCGGCAGAGGAAGUUAUUGAAGAAACGACAAUCUGACAAGGGUGAUGGAACAGAUGCAGAUUCAGGAGUACAAGAAGAAGAUUUUCUCAUUCAGGACGAGAUUUUUAAAUCUCGUUUAGCAAGCAUUAAGCGUGAGGAAGAAAUUAUUUUGCGUGAGAGAGAUCGUUAUGAAUUGGAAAAGGGACGGCUCAUACGUGAAAUGAAACGAAUAAGAGACGAGGAUGGUUCCCGUUUUAAUAAUUUUCAGAUUUUGAAUCACCGAUAUGCACUCCUAAAUCUUCUCGGGAAAGGAGGAUUUAGUGAGGUUUACAAGCAGGCUUAUGAUUUGGUAGAGCAUAGAUAUGUAGCAUGUAAGCUUCAUGGUCUGAAUGCUCAAUGGAGUGAGGAUAAGAAGCAAAGUUACAUAAGGCACGCAAUACGGGAAUACAAUAUUCACAAGACUUUGGUGCAUAAUCACAUUGUUCGGCUUUGGGACACUUUUGAGAUUGACCAGAAUACAUUCUGCACUGUCUUAGAGUAUUGUAGUGGAAAAGAUCUUGAUGCUGUUCUUAAAGCAACACCUAUAUUGCCUGAGAGAGAAGCUCGGAUAAUUAUUGUGCAGAUAUUUCAAGGUCUUAUAUACUUGAAUAAAAGAGCACAGAAGAUUAUCCAUUAUGAUCUGAAACCUGGGAAUGUUCUGUUUGAUGAGUUUGGUGUUGCAAAAGUUACUGAUUUUGGUCUAAGCAAGAUAGUGGAGGAUGAUGUUGGAUCCCAGGGAAUGGAACUUACAUCCCAGGGAGCUGGAACAUAUUGGUACCUGCCACCAGAAUGCUUUGAGCUCAGCAAGACCCCUUUAAUAUCAUCAAAGGUUGAUGUCUGGUCUGCUGGAGUUCUAUUUUACCAAAUGCUGUUUGGCAGACGUCCUUUUGGGCAUGACCAGUCUCAAGAACGAAUACUUCGUGAAGACACAAUUAUCAAAGCUCGCAGGGUCGAGUUCCCCUCAAAACCUUCUGUCUCAAAUGAGUCAAAGGAUUUUAUUCGGCGAUGUCUAACUUAUAACCAAUCCGAGAGACCAGAUGUUCUAAAUAUUGCUCAAGAUCCGUAUCUUACUUACUCAAAGAAGUAGUGUGCAAAUACACAGAUAAGAAGGGUUGCAUAAGAAGGGUUGAAGGCAGACAAUUUCCAUUGAUCAAACUUGGAAAGGAAAAAGUUACAAGAGAAACUUGGAAUUUUGUAUAGGCUGUAAAGGUUUUGUAAAUUUUUUUCCCCUGGCGUUCCAGGCCAAGAUUUUAGUUCCCUUCCCCCUCAUUUUGGGUUAAAGUUCAUUUUGGCAUAUUAUGGUUUGCAUGUUGUAACAGGUGCUUAUAUUUUUUAAAAAGGAAAAAAAGAAAAUGACUGUACAGAAAAGUUUUAACUUUCUGGAAAUGGAAGGGGAGCUUAGUGCAUUCGACUACAAGCUUUUAUACA
This is a messenger RNA of Hevea brasiliensis (rubber tree), 2920 nucleotides long. Its product is annotated as serine/threonine-protein kinase TOUSLED. Gene Ontology annotation, biological process: intracellular signal transduction; chromosome segregation; peptidyl-serine phosphorylation. The transcript has 16 exons. The coding region runs from base 507 to 2579 and encodes 690 amino acids. Gene Ontology annotation, cellular component: nucleus. The record is from RefSeq and is a predicted model, not a curated record. Gene Ontology annotation, molecular function: ATP binding; protein serine/threonine kinase activity. NCBI's taxonomy places the organism in Eukaryota, Viridiplantae, Streptophyta, Magnoliopsida, Malpighiales, Euphorbiaceae.